UGGGGCGGCCCGAGCGCGGUUGUGCGCAGGCGCACGGCGCGCGCUCCCUUUCUGCCCCGCGCGGAGCCGCCAUGGCGCCCGCGCAGAAGAAGCCCGCGGCGAAAGGUGGCAAGAAGAAGAAGCAGGUGCUGAAGUUCACGCUGGACUGCACGCACCCCGUCGAGGAUGGCAUCAUGGACGCUGCCAACUUCGAGCAGUUCCUGCAGGAACGGAUCAARGUGAACGGCAAAGCGGGAAACCUGGGUGGGGGCGUGGUGACCAUCGAGAGGAGCAAGAGCAAGAUCACGGUCACGUCAGAGGUGCCGUUCUCCAAGAGGUAUCUCAAGUACCUGACCAAGAAGUACCUGAAGAAGAACAACCUGCGGGACUGGCUGCGUGUGGUGGCCAACAGCAAGGAGAGCUACGAGCUGCGCUACUUCCAGAUCAACCAGGAUGAAGAGGAGGAGGAAGAGGAAGAUUGAGCCCCGCCGCCGCUGACGGCCAUUUUGUACAGUUUCGCUUUUCUGGAAUAAACAGCGGCAGAGUUGUUCUUAA
Malurus melanocephalus (red-backed fairy wren) is the source of this 534-nucleotide messenger RNA. It is a transcript of the gene RPL22, whose product is annotated as ribosomal protein L22. Gene Ontology annotation, molecular function: RNA binding; structural constituent of ribosome. Gene Ontology annotation, cellular component: ribosome. NCBI's taxonomy places the organism in Eukaryota, Metazoa, Chordata, Aves, Passeriformes, Maluridae. The transcript is spliced from 4 exons. The record is from RefSeq and is a predicted model, not a curated record. Bases 72 to 461 code for a protein of 129 amino acids. Gene Ontology annotation, biological process: cytoplasmic translation.